ACUAGUGCGGUGGGAAAGUGCGUGAAUGCAGCGUAAAGACGAGCUGGGUGAGCCAUGGUGAUGUAGUGGCUGCAAAGCUAAAGCUGUCGAUGUGAAGUGAGUAACAUUAACUCCUACUACUGGAAAACCCCGUUUUCGGACAUAAACCCCACUGAACGUUACCCAUCUGAUAGAAGUGUUCGUUAUCUUCGCUGGUAUAUCUUGCUAACAUCGAUGUUAGCAACUAGCCUGUUCGUGUAAAUGCUAUUCACUAGAAUGGACCUGUUGAACUCUCAGUUCCUGGACAAGAUGAACAAUAACAUCGGGAGACUGCACUACGAAGAUGAGUCCAGGACACCCUCCCUGCCCACUGCUAUGGCCAAUAUAACUGGGCCUCCUCCACACUGCCCCAGCAAACGAAAGUAUGGCGAAGAACAAAUGGACGACCGAAUAAACUGUGAUGAUGACCACAUGACCAAAAUGAGCAGAUUGUUUGCCACUCAGCUGGCCCGUCCCUCUGCUGGAGACAACCGCAAUGAGCACUGGAGCCACAGUCACACUCCUGUGGAGCACAUCACUUCCUCCUCCAACGGUCUCCAUGGAAACCACCUGUAUUCUUCCAUUUCUGGCUAUGAUGUAGACCAGCCUCUGGCUCUGACCAAAAGCAGCCACGACAUAGGAGGUGGGGGCAGAGAGAGGCCCGUCAUGAGUGGGACUGCAGAGCGGCAGCAGAAUCGUCCCUCCGUUAUUACCUGUGCUCCUGCGAGCAACCGCAAUUGUAACCUCUCGCACUGCCACAUGAAUGGCUGCUCACCCAGCCCACCUGCUGAUCAGAGGAAGCCCAAUGCUAACACAGUAAGCGAUCCUGUGAUUGAGGAGCACUUCCGUCGCAGCCUUGGAAAAAACUACAAAGAAGCAGAGCCUGUGUCCAACUCGGUGUCCAUAACAGGUUCAGUGGAUGACCACUUUGCCAAGGCGCUAGGAGAUGCCUGGCACCGAAUCAAGGCCAAGGGCGGGGAUCAUCAAACCCCGGAGGCAGAUCCAUGAAGCUGGGUUGGAGUAAACAUUACAAUCACUUUCUUAGUGUUUGCAUAUGAGAGUGGACAUUGCCCACUGUCAUUUCUUGCCAAGCAUCAACUUCCUUUAGCCACGAACAAUGUAAGACAAAUGGUGCUCACAUAGGCUGUUCAGUUGUAGACCUCAAGGUCGGAUUUGUGCUCUAAAAUUGGUAAAGUCUCCAUUAAAAUUGCAUAGUUAGGUUGACAAUUUUAGUGGUGGAAACAGUACAAUCAUAGAUGUUAUUUUGCAUUGAUAAUGAGAUUCAUAAAGUGGUUGGUUCUGUUUCAUCUGCCUUUCACCUGCCUUGAUAGCCAAAGAAAUGUUCUGCCUUUCCCAUCAACACAUAAGCCAUAGAUCUGGUCUUUUUUUCUAAAAUCACACUGCUUUUUAAAUCUAUAUUACUUGAAAAGGUCAGCCAGGUCUCAUUUGCGCUAUUAUGUUUCUGACCAUUUAGGUAGCAGGUUACCUGUUAAAGUUGGAACUAAUGUGUUCAAGAAUGCAUCCUGUGGUUGGAAAUUGUGAUAUUGCAAUUAAGGCUCUGGCCCCCCCUGCUUUUUGAAGACGCUAGACUAGUCUGUCUUCUUUAUGAUCCUGAACUGGACUUAUCCACUGUUAACUAAAUAAUUUUAGUUUCCUGUCUUUAUGCUUACUGUGGCUGAUUACUUAGUAAACUAAUAUCAAUCAUAGUAGAUGUGUCUAGCUAGAAAGCAUGUUUCAAAUAGCUGGUUUCUAUUACAAACCUUAUUCUAUACUAUAUAUUUACUCAGAAUUUAUUUUUUAUCUGUAACAUUUUAGAAAUACUCACUGCUGGUACAGUUGUACUCAAUAUAUUUUUUGUAUCUGGUUUUCAUUACUAUAUGUAGGUGUAUAUCAUAGCAUCCAUCUACAAAUCACAGCCUCUGGCAAGGUUGUCUGAAUGCAGUUUAAAAGGCUAUUGCUUUGUUAUUCUGUGGAGCUGGAUGCUAUAGCUUUAUACAUGACUGAAUACAGCUAAAUCGGACCUUCUGUAGCACAGUCUAUUAGCAGUGGCUUUAUUUAUUCUGAACAUGUCGAUAGUUUCAUGUUGACUUUUGGCAAGAACAUAGGGACAGCAGAAUUCUAACUUUGAUUUGUUUCUUUCUCAUGACGAACAACAGACGAUGUCUCCAUUCCUUCAGUAACAAAGUUGAUUUCCCCUUAAAACUAAGAUUUUAAUUUGCAUGCAAUAGGUUUCCUUAAUUUACGAGUAGGCAUCAACAUUCCACCAUGACUGCCAGACACUGUUACUUCAGUUGUGUUUAGCAAGCACAACUCAAGUGACUAGUAUGUUUGUCUUUUGUUAAUCGAGGUAAUGUCGGGGUUUGAGUUGCAAAAAUCUUCAUGUACUAUGGAGAAAAGGUAAAAGUCAAAAAGGGUUUUUUUGUGCAGUUGAGUUUUGUUUAAAUUAAUUUCCCUUCUGAAAUUCUCUAAUAGUAGCGUAACAUAUUUGUCAACACUGAUUAAGAUAUGGUAUUGUAAAUUCAGAUUUGUUUUUGUAUGUCAAUUAACUGUCUGUGCAAGCAUAUACAUUUGUAUUAAUAUUCUACAGUUUUUAAAUGGUUACAUACACUAUCCUGUCUUCAUAUUUUAUUUUACUCAUAUAAGACUAUCAUUGCGCCGCGCGGAAUGAUCAUAGAUAUUUUGUUUCUAUUCUGAGUAGUGUACUCACGUAGCAUGGAUGUUUAGUACCUUCUAACCAUGCUUUUUUUUAUCUUUCUAAAAAUGUAUUAUUUUCCCAUAAUUGUCAGAGGAUGAAUAAGUGCAGGAACACAAACAGUCUUUUUAUCAAAGACUUUGUUGGUGCAACGUCAGAAAGACUUCUGUACUAACAGUAUAACGAGUUUGUUUAGCUCUCUGUGGGCACCGUAGUGGAAUUUCGGGAUUAUCAUGGGAUCUGCUUGUUUGACACAAGUAGGUUUUUCAGUAAUGUAUUUUGGGGUAUUAGUCCAUUGUUAUUUAAUUGCUACAUUUAGACUACCUGUUUCUCAAAGACUGUUGGCAGAAAAUACCUGCUCCAGGUGUCAUCCACAUAGAAAAAAAGAAACACUUGUUCACUUUUGACUUUAUUUCUCUGGAAGAAAAUGCCACUGUUUUGUACUUAAUUUCUUCCAAAUAAACAUAAAAAUGCUCACA
Messenger RNA from Morone saxatilis (striped sea-bass), 3189 nucleotides. RefSeq names its product vestigial-like family member 4a (gene vgll4a). Gene Ontology annotation, biological process: negative regulation of DNA-templated transcription. The record is from RefSeq and is a predicted model, not a curated record. The transcript has 6 exons. Lineage: Eukaryota; Metazoa; Chordata; Actinopteri; Moronidae. Gene Ontology annotation, molecular function: transcription coactivator binding. The coding region runs from base 241 to 1026 and encodes 261 amino acids.